Heterobasidion irregulare TC 32-1 is the source of this 867-nucleotide messenger RNA. RefSeq lists its product as uncharacterized. The transcript has 2 exons. Lineage: Eukaryota; Fungi; Basidiomycota; Agaricomycetes; Russulales; Bondarzewiaceae. The record is from RefSeq and is a predicted model, not a curated record. The coding region runs from base 1 to 867 and encodes 288 amino acids.
AUGUUCUCCUUCGCCAAGAUCGCCUCGUUCGCCGCCCUCGCUCUGGGCACCCUCGCCUCCGUGUCUGCGGUCCCAGCAGCCAAGGACGCCGCCGUCACCGCUCCCGUUGUCGUCGCGGCACCCGUCACGGUCGACCCCGUCGUCGCGCCCGUGGUGACUCUCGAAGCACGCGCCAGCACCCCCAGCAUCGCGUCCAUCUUCGCCAACCUGACCUCCGCGCUCGAGCCCAUCCUCUGUACGUCUCCCGCGCUCCCGCGCUCCCCGCCCGCGCCCCCGCUAACGCGCUACCCCAGCCGGCCUAUCCACGAGCACCGAGCUCGCCACGCUCGAGUCCGAGGUCGCGACGAUCACGUCGCUCAUCCAGUCCGCCUCGACCUCCCUCUCCGCGCUCUCCGGCCAGCCCCAAUCCGUGAUCCUCGCGAACCUCGACGGCACCGGCCUGCUCAGCACCGACGACCUCGCGGGCCUCCUCGGCGGGCUCCUCAACAGCGUCUUCGGCACGCUCGGGCCCCUCACCACGGGCGCGGACGCGGUCGGCACCCUCGGCGUCCUCACGCCCGUCCUGGGCGUCGUCGGCGUGCUGCUGACCGUCGUGCUCGGGCUCGUCGGCGUGCUCGCGGGGCCCCUCCUCGUGGUGGUGAUCGGGCUCGUCCUCGGGCUGCUCCCCGCGGUCCUCGGCCUCCUGCUCCCCAUCCUCCUCGCCCUGCUCCUGCUCUGAGGUGCGCCCGGUGGGGCGACACGGUGAGCGAGCUCCUUUCCGAUCCGCGCCCGACGCGUAAGGCGGACGCUUAUGCUCUCGUAUCAGGUGGGACGUCGUGCGCGGGCUUCGCAGACGAGACGAGACGACGCGGGGGCGCGCUUGAUUAG